ACCACCUACCUUCAAGGUUGCAUCCAGUACCAAGGUUGUGUCCACACCAGUGUGUUAAGGCACACAUGGGUGGUUACAGAUCUUAUUUUUCCAAGUGUGCUUUUGUGUGCAUUCAUCCACACAUGGGCACUUUAGACUCUUAUCUCAAUGUUUUCCAUCCACACUCAUGUAGAUGUUGCCUCCCCUCAGUUUGUACUUCCCCACUGUCUCCUGAGUUCAGGAAACCAGGUGUCCAUUGUGGGCAUAUGUACAGGUAUUUGUUUAUCUGCACGCAUGGCCAACUGUUUUUCAUAGAAUCGUAGAACUGUAGAGUUGGAAGGGACCUCAAGGGCCAUCUAGUCCAAUGCAGGAAUCUCAACUAAAUUAUACAUGACAGAUGGCCACCCAGUCUCUGCUUAAAACCAAGGAAGGAGAGUGCACCAUCUUUUGUGGGAGUUUGUUCUACUGUCAAAUAGCUCUUACCGGUACUUCUUCUUGAUGUUUAGUGAGAAUCACCUUUCUUGUAACUUGAACCCAUUGGUUCAGGUCCUAGCCACUGGAGCAGGUGAAAACAAGCUUGCACCAUUCUCUGUGUGACAGCCCUUGAGAUAUCUGAAGAUGGACAGGGUUGCCAUAUUCUGAAGAGCAAAAAAGAGGGCACAUUUGCCGACUUCUGCUUUUAACUAUUGAUUUCUAUGAUGGCUCUACCCAUGAAAAGGUGUCCUGGAAAAAGAGGGCAUAUGGCAACUCUUCUCAUUUUUUCCAGACUUAUACAAAACAGCAGGUUAAAAAACCCAAAGCCUUGUGUUGCUUGGCCCAAUCAGCAGCCCACUGAUGAGCACCUCGUCAAUGGGAAUAGAGAUGGCACCCAGCAAAAAUGUUAUAAGUAAACAAACAAACUCACCUACAACAAUGGGCUUCAGUACAUACAAUUUUAUAUUGUUGUAUUUCCCUUCACCACGGAUCGGGAACAUCCAACUUAAAUGGCGUAAAGUGCCAACUGCCAUUAAUUUGGAUGAGUACAAGGUCGUGCUGAUGAAGCCAAAAAGCAUGCACACCUGGGAUGCAUCACACCCACUUUAAACCGCCCAGGACAGGAGUCUCCAACAUGUGUGGUUUGGGAAUAUAAUUAGGGAGAAAGGAAAGAGCUAUGUUCCUACCUUAAAGGGGCUUGAACAUCUAAAGGAAGUGCUGAGCGAGUUUCCUACUUCCCCCUCAACCUUCCCUGCCCCCUUUUCCAAACUGCACCAGCUGCUAAGGCCUGCCUCCUGAAGGGACUCACCUCCUUUCCAACAAGGGAGCUAAGGGGAAAUAUUCCCCCAGAGGAGGAAUGUGCAAAAAGCCCCUCCUGCUGGAGCUUCCAAGAGGAGUCUCGGAGGAUGCAAAGCAAUUCCAAGUCCUCCUCACCCUUCCAGGGAACUAAGGAGGGCUUUCGCCUCCAGUCAGCUGCUGGGAGAUGAUGUGCAGAUGAGGAGCUCCCAGGAAGGGAGGAAGAAGAGGCGGGGUUGAAGGAAGAAGGAUGGGUUCUUGGCGCCCAGGCGGGGUGUGCCGCGUUCAGACCACCUCAGCCAACAGCUUGCUUGGCUCCAGCCCUGCAGCCUCCACCAACGACCCCCUGAGUCAACGAAGAAGCGGCCCUGACCCUUCCCCGUCUCAGAAGAGGGGUCUUGCCCUGUGCUGAAUUUCUUCCUCAGUCGCUCAGGCCCCCUUCGCUUUCACCCGGCCACCAUGACCGUCAAGUUGCGCUCCGGCUUCUACUUGGGCAAAAAGUCCGCCGCGCUGCUGGCGCUGCUCUCGGCUGCGCUGCUCUUGGCGCUGCUGGUGCUGGCUAUCCUGUACGGGCGCUGCGCGCAGGAUUUAAAAGGAAGAGGCGACCAGGCGGCGGUGGCGGCGGCGCCCACGGACGAGGGGGCUCCCGCCGCCAGCGCCGACCCACCCGCGCGGCCGCCCGGCGCGUGGGACGCCUGGCGUCUGCCGGGGGACUUGGAGCCACUGCACUACUCGCUGCUGCUGUGGCCGCACCUGGCGCCCGGCCUGCCCGAGCCGCGCACGCACUCGGGGCAGGUGAACAUCACCGUGCGAUGCCUCCGCGACACGGACGCGGUGCUGCUGCACAGCGUGGAGCUUGUCUACCAGAGCGCCGCCGUCUGGGGGCCCCUGACGGGCGCUGGCGCCAAUGGCAGCGUGGCCGUGGCCGAGCUGUGGGAAGCGCCGCGGAACGAGUACGCGGUGCUGGAGUUGCGCGCGAACCUGAGCGCGGGCGCCCUCUAUGAGCUGCAGCUCGCCUUCUGGGGCAAGAUCCAGGCCGAGCCGGAGUUCCAUGGGCUCUUCGGGAGCAGCUAUAAGGACGAAGGAGAGAGCAGGUGGUUGGUCGUAUCUCACCUAGAACCGGCAGGUGCCAGGAGGGUUUACCCAUGCUUCGAUGAGCCUGCAAUGAAAGCUACCUUUAACAUCAGUAUUGUUCACCAUCCAAGCUAUAAAGUGCUUUCCAACAUGCCGAUUAAGGAUGUAUCUGAGUAUAAAGAUGUGAAUGAGAGCACAUUGAGUACUUUGAGUAAUGGGACUUCACUGAUGAACUGGACUGUCACAACAUUUGAAACAACACCAAAAAUGUCCACAUAUAUCACUGCUUUUGCGGUCUGUAACUUUGAUUAUGUCACCACAGUGGAGAGGGGCAAUGAGAUACGCAUUUGGGCUCGGAAGGAUGCAAUUAAAAAUGGAUCUGCUGAAUAUGCUUUAAAUAUCACUGGACCAAUCUUUUCAUUUAUGGAAGACUUACUUAACAUCAGUUACCCUCUUCCAAAAACAGAUCUGCUUGCGCUACCUGAUAUGGAAGCUGGUGCUAUGGAAAACUGGGGGCUAAUGACUUUCCAUGAAAAAUCCUUGUUGUAUCACCCAGAAGAUAAAUUAUCACACCAGAAAUAUUGGAUUUGCAAAAUUAUUUCCCAUGAGAUAGCACACCAGUGGUUUGGAAACCUAGUUACCAUGCAUUGGUGGAACGACUUAUGGCUUAACGAAGGAUUUGCAUCUUACUUGGAGUAUCUCGGUACAUACUACAUAAUGCCCACAUUGCCUCUGGACAAGAUCUUUAGCUAUGCAGUGCUUCAACCUAUCUUGCGCAUGGAUAAUGAACUACAAAAUCAGUCUUUAUCAGACACAGGUGAAAGACAAGAAUCGGACGCAUUAUUUAAUCUGUUUGGUUUAAUAACAUACAAGAAGGGGGCUGCCAUCCUCCGGAUGCUGUCCAGCUUUGUGACUGAAAGGCUGUUCAUGAAAGCACUUAAUUCGUACCUGAAUGCAUUUUCCUUUUCAAAUGCCAUCCAGGAUGAUCUGUGGGAUCACAUUCAAAAGGUAGUAGAUGAACAGAAUGACCUCCAGUUGCCGGCUCCAGUAAAAGUUAUAAUGGAUUCGUGGACCUGCCAACAUGGCUUGCCACUCCUAACAGUAAAUCUGACCACUGGGAACAUCAGUCAGGAACCGUUUUAUUCUAAAAAAGGAACAAACAAGACCAACAACAUGUGGACGAUUCCCAUUUCUUGGUUAAGAAACGGAACUGUACAACCUUUGGCAUGGCUCGAUAAGAGCAGCAAAAUAUUUCCGGAAAUGAAGAUAUCAGAUUCAGAACAUGAUUGGAUUAUUUUAAAUGUGAAUUGGACUGGCUACUAUAGAAUUAAUUAUGACCAGAAGUCUUGGAGAAGACUGGCCAAAGUUCUUGAAAGAAACCCAAAGGUCAUUCCUUCUGUAAGCAGAUUUCAACUGGUGGGAGAUGCCUUUGAAUUGCGAUGGUCUGGUUAUACUGAGUAUGAUACUCCACUAUAUUUAACUAAGUACCUUGAAAAGGAAGAUGAUACCUUAGUGUGGGAAACGGUACUGCAACAUCUAGAAGUUGAGAAUUGGGGGCUCAUUCAGAGUGAUUAUGAAUUAUACCCAGUUUUAAAGAAAUAUUUCUUAACAAGGAUUUCACCAAUAUGUCAUCAUUAUACUAACCUCCUUCGUCAGAGCUUUGAAGUACUGGAAGAUGAAUUUUAUACUGUGGGCAUAGGAACCAUUCUAAAAACUGCAUGUUGGUUGGGGGCCCGUGACUGUUUAGACCUAGCUUCCGAAAUCUUCACCAAGUGGAUGAACGAUCCCAAUUUUGAGGUUCCUGUUUCUAUUAGCCGUGCAAUUCAUUGCUAUGGUAUUCAGCUGGGUAGCGACAAAGAAUGGGACUUUGAAUGGCAAAUGUACAAGCGGAUUGAUAGUCAAGGAAAUUAUUACCUACUCUUCGCCAUGAGUUGUACCCGCGAGCCAUGGUUACUUCAAAGAUUCUUGCAGUAUAUCCUGAACGAUUCUGUAAUUUCAUCAGAUCUUGUAUCAGAAGUAAUUAGAUACGUGGCAGAAAGUGAGGCUGGCCACUGGAUAGCAUGGAAAUUCAUAACAGAAAACUGGUCACGUUUGUAUAAUAGGUGCUCCUUUGAACCAUUAUAUGCUUUCAUGGAUUCUAUCAGUACAGACUUCGAGGUUCAAGUGGUCCGGGUUUUUCUUAACAAUACACUUGAACCAGAACAAACAAUAAUUCCUACAGAGAUGCUGCAGAAAACGAAAUCUAGAAAUGAAGAAAGAAAAGAAUCAGUUACUAAAAUGGUCAAGUGGCUACAAAGAAAUAUGGACAUUUGACAUUUGAGAAUUCUUCCAAAUAUCUGUUUUUGGCAACUGCUUUAGUAGCAUUUUUUUUAAAAGGAGCACAUAUUUUGUGCAUAGAGCUCCCACUUAAUGUUUUAAAUGGUGGUAGUCUUGCAAUAGUGUCUGUGCAAACCAGGCUACUGUGGAGUCAAAUUUCUACUCAGAACAUUGCCAUAAAAGACAGAAUGAACUAAAAACAACCCCGUGCCUAUACAAAGGUAAAAGGAACCUUAAGGAAUAUCUUGACGCUCAUGUCAAAUGGACUGAAUGUAGCAAGCCUUACCAAUUGAAAUGAAGAACUAGCAACUAGAGGAAGCCAUUGUCGUCAGUUUGCUAUGCGACGUGGGACUCUUCGGGCUGCACAUCUGUAAAAUUUCAGCUUUCUUGCCUCUUAAAGGGGGGCAACAUCAGCUCGCUUCCUCUUGCUAACCCCCCAAAUACUCCUUCCACAUCAACCCCUAGAGCUUCCCCUUCCUACCCCAAGCAAGUACUAAACUCACUUUUCACUUUCCCCACCCAGUUUCUGAAGCCACUUCUUCUACAGUAUUCUGCAGCCCCACUAUCUCCCCCCUUCCACAUUGAGACAGCUAAACAUCCUUUCCACCUUCUGUCCAGUUAUGAAGCCACCGUGCCACUUGUUCUUCAGAAGCUUUCAUCUUUAAGCCCAUUUCCAUACCUCCUCCUUCCUUGCACCCCCAUUUUCAUGUUCACUUCUUUAUUUCCUACAGCCCCUACUUUUCUCAACUCUCCAUUGCACACAGAUCGCCCCCAUUUCUAGGCCUUUUCCUCUCCUAUUGUCACUCCCUUUUUGCGCGCACACUCCAUUAACUCCUUCACUCCUUGCUUCCUAUCAACUCUUUCCUUCAACUUUCUAUUGCACUCAGACUACCACCCCAUUUCCGUGCCUCCUCUUAUUCUGCACCCCUCUUUUAUGCACACUUUUUAUGCCCUCUCUUUAUGCUGGUAUUUGUUACUGUACCGCUAAGCCUAUCAGCCUUUCAGCUGAUGGAUGUUGUACAACAUGGAUGUUUGCUUGUUAAUAAAAUGUAUCUUCUAAAUUAC
Messenger RNA from Zootoca vivipara (common lizard), 5703 nucleotides. It is a transcript of the gene LVRN, whose product is annotated as laeverin. Gene Ontology annotation, cellular component: cytoplasm; membrane. Gene Ontology annotation, molecular function: peptide binding; zinc ion binding; metalloaminopeptidase activity. Lineage: Eukaryota; Metazoa; Chordata; Lepidosauria; Squamata; Lacertidae. The record is from RefSeq and is a predicted model, not a curated record. Gene Ontology annotation, biological process: proteolysis; peptide catabolic process.